AAUCACAUUCGAGAGAGACGUGUAGCGCAGCAAGAGCAUCUUCCAACAUGGCGUCUGUAUCCUCGGGAUUCCCUUUCAACCUGCCGGUUGCAUCUCUGUUGCUGAUCCUGCUGCUAUGCCUGCAUUCGGGGGGAGGCCAGAAGAAGAAAGAGAACAUGUUGGUGGAGAAGGUGGAUCAGAUGAUGGAGUGGAGCUCCAGGCGUUCCGUGAUCCGGAUGAACGGCGAUAAGUUCCGGAGGUUCGUCAAGGCCCCGCCCCGGAACUACUCGGUCAUCGUGAUGUUCACUGCGCUGCAGCCACAGAGGCAGUGCUCCGUCUGCAGACAAGCUAACGAGGAGUACCAGGUGCUGGCUAACUCCUGGCGCUACUCUUCAGCUUUCUGUAACAAACUCUUCUUCACCGUGGUGGACUAUGAUGAGGGGGCGGACGUCUUUCAGCAGAUCCGUGUAUUCCGCCCCCCUAACUAUUCUGGCACCAUAGCCUUGGCCCUGCUGGUGUCCCUGGUAGGAGGACUGCUCUACCUCCGCAGGAACAACCUGGAAUUCAUCUACAACAAGACUGGCUGGGCCAUGGCCGCGCUGUGUGUGGUGUUUGCCAUGACAUCAGGCCAGAUGUGGAACCACAUCCGCGGCCCACCUUACGCACACAAGAACCCCCAGAACGGCCAAGUGAGUUAUAUCCAUGGGAGCAGCCAGGCCCAAUUUGUAGCUGAGUCCCACAUCAUCCUGCUGCUCAAUGCCGCCAUCACCAUGGGGAUGGUCCUGCUCAACGAGGCGGCGACGUCCAAAGGAGAUGUGGGCAAGAGGAGAAUUAUCUGCCUGGUGGGACUGGGCCUGGUGGUGUUCUUCUUCAGCUUCCUGCUGUCCAUCUUCAGGUCCAAGUACCACGGCUACCCCUACAGCUUCCUUAUAAAGUGAGUCUGAGGCGCCGUCUUCAGAGUGAAGGGUGAAGAGGCUACUUGAUGCUGCUAGCUGAGAGGCUGCAGACACCGGGACAGGGUGCAUGGGGCGGGGGGGUCAUUUCAACUGCUGUACUCAAUCUGCUUAAUAAAUGAUAAUGUGGUGACAAACUGA
This is a messenger RNA of Oncorhynchus kisutch (coho salmon), 1073 nucleotides long. It is a transcript of the gene tusc3, whose product is annotated as tumor suppressor candidate 3. Gene Ontology annotation, cellular component: oligosaccharyltransferase complex. NCBI's taxonomy places the organism in Eukaryota, Metazoa, Chordata, Actinopteri, Salmoniformes, Salmonidae. The record is from RefSeq and is a predicted model, not a curated record.